Molecule: messenger RNA, 162 nt
Organism: Caenorhabditis briggsae
Lineage: Eukaryota; Metazoa; Nematoda; Chromadorea; Rhabditida; Rhabditidae
Exons: 2
Coding region: 1-162 (53 amino acids)
Biological process (GO): translation
Cellular component (GO): ribosome
Molecular function (GO): structural constituent of ribosome
Source: RefSeq, a predicted model, not a curated record
AUGGCUUUCACCCCUACACUUGUCAAGCUCGCCGAGUCCUACAGAUCUGACAAAAUGGUGUGCAGGAAAUGCUAUGCUCGUCUGCCGAAAGGAGCCACCAACUGCCGAAAGAGCAAAUGUGGACAUUCUAGCGAUUUGAGAAAGAAGAAAGAAAUCAAGUAG